This is a messenger RNA of Amoebophrya sp. A25, 398 nucleotides long. The record is from the annotation of a GenBank genome assembly. NCBI's taxonomy places the organism in Eukaryota, Dinophyceae, Syndiniales, Amoebophryaceae.
GAUCGGCUGUGCUUGGCGGUCAGUGGGUCCUACGCUCCGUGUUUGGAUGCCGGGUCACGACGCAUCUUCUACGGGGAUCGAGUAUGAAGGAGUAGAACAGGACAUUUUAGCAGCUGAAGUCGUCCAAGGAAAAGCGUUUUUGGAUGUGGACUACCUCUUAGUCCUAUGUACGAUAUCUGAGGUUUCGUUGCAUGCGAUUCACGUGGUGCAACAGAACGGGGCUCAGAGGACGCUCAUUGGAGGAGGAUCUUCAGCUGCUUCAUCGACCAGACCUAGAAGUUCUUUGCACGUUACCCGAACCAAGUACAGCAUCCCCACUGACGGCGUUAGGAUGCUUCGGGUAGCCGGAGACCCCAGGACGAAGAGAAUUUUCUUAGGUGGUGAGGAUGGCGGGAUUU